This is a messenger RNA of Puccinia graminis f. sp. tritici CRL 75-36-700-3, 2038 nucleotides long. RefSeq lists its product as uncharacterized. The transcript has 8 exons. The coding region runs from base 219 to 1700 and encodes 493 amino acids. Gene Ontology annotation, molecular function: hydroxyisourate hydrolase activity. Gene Ontology annotation, biological process: purine nucleobase metabolic process. NCBI's taxonomy places the organism in Eukaryota, Fungi, Basidiomycota, Pucciniomycetes, Pucciniales, Pucciniaceae. The record is from RefSeq and is a predicted model, not a curated record.
UCAUCGAUUCGCUCGUUUUGCUUUUGUUUUUCCUCCUUUCUGACUUUUCUCUCCCUGAAGAAUCCCCUCUCGCUGGUCUUCGCACUCCCGGCCUCUCAGUUGGUUUAAAGUGCGAGCGACUCGGAUUAUAAACAGGCCGUCCUCCAGAGCAAGUUUAAAAUACUUUUGCUACUUUCCGACUCGGGACUUUGAGUCAAAAACUACACUUGGAUCCGAUCAUGUGGAACGAUACCGAGCAGCACCACCAUCAUCUCCCACUCGAAAACUAUCCACUCGACCCUCAACAGCCUCACCACAAAAAACCAAAAACAACUGACUCACCAACACCCUCGCCAUCACUACCCAUCCUCACCAACUCACUCGAACUGCCACCACCAACUGACUCACACCAUCCAAACAAGGACCCAUCAUCCCUACUCCAGAUCAACCCUAGCCAGCAGCAGCAGCAGCAGCACCAACACCAACACCAACACCAACAACCGACGCCGCAGCAGCAGCAGAAGCAGCAGCAGCAGCUUCAACUUCAACAAAAUUCAAACGAGCCCAGCAGCAACGAACCAGUCCAACCCAACCCUAAGCCAUCAACACCCGAACUCCAACCCGACCUGCCCGUACCCUCGAGUAGUGAUAACCACUUCUUCACCCGAACCCCGAAACCAUCCGAAGAGAACGACAAGAGCAUCUCACUAGCACAGGCAGUCGCACAGUUUACUCAGCCAAACAAUGAUAAGCCAACCAACAAGAGCUCACCCAGCUCAUCAACUCACUCUCAGUCUGCACUCCAUCCACUACUCAAACAGCAGCAGCAGCAACAUCCGCAGCCGCAGCAACAACAACCAACACAGCAACCACCACCACCACACCACCACCACCACCAACAACAACAACAUCAACCACAACACACUCAAACACCCUUUGCAACCAGUGCACCCAAGAUCGAUCAAAGCACCCCUAACCUAGCCUGUGAAUCACCCUCUGCACCUAAUACCAGCUUCGAAGGGGUAAAGUUUAAGACGCGCUCGGGCGGGCGACCGAAAGAUCCAGUGUGGGUUUACUUUCACACUAAUGGGAACGGGACUGACGAACGGGCCACCUGCAAGUACUGUGGAUGGCACGUCGAGCGUCCCAAAGCGUUUCGGAUGCGCGAUCAUAUUGCCCAAUGCGCUCAAGUCGAUCCCGCUCGUCGCGCGGAGAUGAGUCAGCUGAUCGCCUUCAAGGAAGCCGCGGCGGCUGCCAAACAGGAAGAGAAAGCCCACCUCGCUACUGGAUCAUCUGUCAAUGCUGAAAUCCUCAGCUCAGCCUCUAAGAAACGUAAAAUGGAAACUCCCGUUCAUACGAAACCGGCCCUGUCAUUUGGAAAAAGUCCGAUCACCUCACAUGUCCUGGAUGCAACUUCUGGGAAGCCGGGUGACGACAUGGGUAUUCGGCUGGACCGGCUGACGGCAAACGGCUUUGUGCUAAUUGCGAACGGGACAACAGAUGCGGAUGGACGAUGUAACACCCUGUUACCGGCAAACAGCCGACCGGAGAUCGGGAUCUACAAGGUGACCUUCUUCAGUAACGAGUUUUACCAGAAGCGGGGCAUCGUCUCCUUCUAUCCUUUUGUCGAAAUCACGUUUGAGAUCAAAGAUCCUGCUGAACAUUAUCAUAUCCCACUCUUACUCAGUCCCUAUGCAUUCUCAACUUACAGAGGAUCUUAACUUGUAACACUUUAUCAACCUGCUUGGCUCCAUUGCUGAGUAAGCUGUAUGAAAGAAUAACAAUCAGUUUCUUCUUACCCAAAAAAAGGACCAAAAAAACAGAAAGUGACCACUCACCCUUAUAUUAUCUUUUGGUCUUAUUAACUUCAUUCUGCCCUUUCUGUGUGAUCUGUACUAUUGAUCAAAUCAAUCAACUGUUUGUUUGUUUGUUUGUUUGUUUGGAUGUACCCUUUUUUUAACAUAUUAUAAUUAAAGUAAAUACAAAAUAUUGUCAAGUUGCCAUUUGUGCUGUCCUCCCCCCCCCCCCCCCCCUUUUAGGCUGAGAAACAAGAAAAUUA